AUGGCGAGUAAGUCCAAAAAUGAAAGCAAAAGGGGACUAAAACUGACCGAGACAGAAACCCUCGCUGCGACAGCAUUAGGAUCGCUGGCUCUGGCCGGAUGGCUGGAUGCAAAAUUUCACAUCCGGAAUGAUCUUAGGACCCUUAUCUAUGGUCGAAGCCAGCGAGAUGCACAGAACUACAUCGCGGAGAAAGUACAGCAAGACCGACUACUCAUGUACCAAAUCCUAGAAGACCAAGUGAAGUCUCCCGCCAUUGCCAAUAAUGUGUUCCUGAUAUCCGCUGCCGAUGGCCGGACCUGGACCUACAAGGAGUUCCUGCAGGAUGUUAACAAAGUCGGCAACUGGCUGCUGCAAGAGCUGGACAUCCAGAAGCAAGAACUUGUUGCUCUGGAUGGGCUUAACAGUCCGGAGUAUCUCAUCGCUUGGUUUGCGUUAGACUCCAUCGGCGCUGCCCCAUGCUUCAUCAACCAUAGCUUGACUGGCCAGUCACUAGAGCAUUGUAUUAGGCUGUGUGAAGCGAGGUACUGCCUCGUCGAUGAGCAAAUCAAGCACCUGGUUGAUCCAGUGAAGGAGACUCUUGAUAAAUGCAACAUCAUCUACUACUCCCGGGACUUCUUUUCUUCGCUAAAAUAUCCGCAUACACCACCGUCUCCGGAGCGGCGCCGCAGCAUUCCACCGGACUCCACGAAGAUUCUGCUUUACACAAGCGGCACAACAGGAUUCCCAAAGGCAGUUACAAAAGCCGCAGCAUUUGAAUUAUACACCGGCCGGGGCGUUGCUCGGUAUUUGGGGCUGAGACCAUCAAACCGAUUCUAUACGUGUCUACCACUAUUUCACGGGGCAGCGCAUGCGCUGUGUGUCACCCCAGUCAUCCACGCCGGAUGCACUCUUAUCCUAGGACGGAAGUUUUCUCAUUCCACAUUCUGGCCGGAGGUCGUCACAUACCAAGCAGACAUCAUGCAAUAUGUAGGCGAGCUCUGCCGAUACCUUGUUAAUGCAAAGCCCCACCCCCUGGAGAGGGAGCACAAACUGAAGAUGGCAUGGGGCAAUGGGAUGAGGCCGGAUGUGUGGGAGCCCUUCCGACAGCGGUUCGGCAUUCCGACGAUACAUGAACUAUAUGCUGCCUCGGACGGGAUGGGCGCCAUGUAUAAUCCGAACCGAGGAGAAUUCAGCCGACAUGCAAUUGGCGUCCGGGGACUUCUCUGGAACGUUAUCAAUGGCUCACGAGAGAAAAUGGUCAAGAUCGAUGUUGACACGCAGGAAAUCAUUCGCGAUCCAAAGACGGGCUUUGCAACAGAAUGUCCCCGGGGCGUCCCAGGCGAAACGAUCCACUGGGUCGACCCGGCCAAUCCAUACGCCCAAUUCGAAGGAUACUACAAAAACCAAGAGGCCACGAACAAACGCUUUAUCCGAGAUGUGUUCAAAAAGGGAGACAUGUGGUUUCGAUCCGGUGACAUGAUGAGACAGGACAGUAAUGGAUGUGUCUAUUUCGUUGACCGUCUUGGUGACACAUAUCGCUGGAAAUCAGAGAAUGUCUCCACAAAUGAGGUGUCCGAUCUGCUGGGCCAAUUUCCUGGCAUUGCAGAGUGCAAUGUUUACGGGGUGCUUGUCCCAAACGCCGAUGGCAGGGCUGGUUGUGCAGCAAUUGUCUUUUCGGAUGGCCUGACAGCAGACGCCUUUGACUUCAAAGGUCUGGCAGAGCAUUCCCUGCGCCGCAUGCCACGAUAUGCUGUCCCGAUCUUCCUAAGAAUCACUCAUGCAUUGGGGUACACAAGUACGAUGAAAUUGCAGAAGGGGAAGCUCAGGCAGGAGGGCUGUGAUGUCGCGAAGGCUGAGGCGUCGGGGGAUACUAUGUACUGGUUGCCACCAAACGCGACGACGUAUGUUCCAUUCACUCAAGAGGCAUAUCAGAAGGUGAAGAGCGGAGAGAUACAACUUUAA
This is a messenger RNA of Aspergillus terreus NIH2624, 1941 nucleotides long. RefSeq names its product fatty acid transporter protein. The record is from RefSeq and is a predicted model, not a curated record. Bases 1 to 1941 code for a protein of 646 amino acids. Lineage: Eukaryota; Fungi; Ascomycota; Eurotiomycetes; Eurotiales; Aspergillaceae. Gene Ontology annotation, molecular function: long-chain fatty acid transmembrane transporter activity; long-chain fatty acid-CoA ligase activity. The transcript has 3 exons.